GUUGCGUGCAGCCGGAAAAAAAAAUAAACUUCACUUUUUUUUCUCCCUGUUCUAGUCCCCAUUCUGCUUCUUCUUCUAGUUUAUAUAUAUAUACACACAUUACGCAGUAUAGUUAUAUUAUUUUAUAUUAGUUCGCAAAAAACACACGCAAGUGGAACAUACAAACAACAAAGUAAAGAUCAACCUACGCCGCAACCCGCGGUAUCCUUCACUUGGCCCUGGGCCAAAUCACCGGGGUGGGGGGGGGGCCCAAUCCGGUCAGACCUCGCAAGCCAAGCAGAUGUCAAGCCUGGACAAAGCUAUGGUGGGGUGCGGCGUGCGCUGUGCGCUCAUGGAGGGGGAGCGGGGAGCCGGUGGGGGGCUCUGUGCCCCCCGUGGGUCGCGGCCCGCGGCCCAGGGACCCCCCCGGAGUCUCGACACCGACGGUAACGACGACGACGACGGCGCUGGAGUUGGUGACUCCGCCGUCCAGGAGAAUGCCUUCGCCGGCGAGCUGCUGAGGCCGGGCCCCUGGGCGCGCAGCUGCCGGGAGAGAGUCCCCGCCGCCUGCCGCCUGGAGGCCAGCGCCGGCCCGUCCCUCCCCGCCGCUCGGCCUCCACUCCCUGCCCAGCACAGGAUGGAUUUGGAAGCGGACGAGAACAGGCUGCACACUUGCUCGAAAGGGAUGAAACUGGAUUCCAUGGUUCAAGAUGUAUUCAGUGCGUAUGGCUGCCCCUUGGCCAAGCGGAGGAAGGGGGAAGAGACGGACGAGGACGAGCCGCCCGUGAAGAGGUUGUCCUCGGAGGGCUCACCCCAGGGUGACACGAGACCCAUGUCGCAACAGCAGCAUCAAGAGGGAAAUGCCAACGAGGUGGGCGAAACGACGGCCCAGGUCAAAGAGGGAGGCCGACCGCACCGGGUGGACUCGUGGGCGAGAAGGGAUCUCGCGGAGCCGGGGCACGCGGCGCUGCUGCCCGAGAGGGGGUGCUCACGGGACGACCUGCGCUCCUCCUCCUCCUGCUGCUCCACCUCUUCCUCCUCCUCCUCUGCUGCCGCCGCCGCCGUCGCCCGCGACGCUCCAGUGGGCGAGGCGAACGCCUGCGGCGGCGCGUGGACCGAUUCGGAGGGCAAGGCCGUGGAGGACUACGACGAGAUCGUGGCCAACUCCCUCCUCAACCUGGGCAACAUCGCGGCCGGGAGCAUGGCGUGCGCCCCUCCCCCGCCCGGCGGGAUGGCGCCGCGCGACGGGAGCUCGCGGCUCGCGGCGCGCGAGGGCGGCGCCGACCAGGCCGCCUUCGGUCCCAACGGCGCCGUCGCCGCGCCGGACCGCGCCGGCGCCGCCGACGACCGCCCGGCCCUCUGCUGUCCGGACUCCGCCGCCGCCGCCGCUCCGGCCGCCGCCGAGGCAACCGCGCUACAGCGUUCCGGCCGCUCGUCGGACGGCGACGCCAAAAGCGCUCGCGCGUUCGCCGACCCGCUCAAGAACCGCGGCGGCCGUUUCGAGUGCCGCGGCGGCGGCGGCGCCGCGGCGGCGGCGCGUUUCGGCGUCGCGCAGCCACCGAGCGACCUCCUCGACGGCCGGGGCCCCCGCCGCUCGCCGCUGACGCCGGCCGGAGGGGGCGCGUCGCCCCGGCGGCACGCCGACGCGCCGGCGGCGCCGAAGCCCGAGGGCGGCCUCGUGUGCGAGGUGAAGCCCGGGCAGCACCUGACGGGACGCGGGCACGACGACGAGGACGAGGACGACGAAGACGACGACGACGAGGAAGAGGAGGAGGAGGAGGAGGAAGAGGAGGAGGAGGAAGAGGAGGAGGAAGAGGAGGAGGAGGAGGCGAGGGCCGCGUACGCACGCCGCUGCACGGAGCCCGCCGGCCCGGGCCACGAGGACUACGAGGACGGCGCGUCGGUCAAGUCGGACGGCUCGGACCGCUCGGAGGCCUUCGACAUGGUGAGGGGCAACCUGAGCCUCCUGGAGAAGGCCAUCGCGUUGGACGCGGAGCGGGCGCGCGUGCUCGAGGAGAAGCAGGCCAAGGAGGCCGCUCGUGCCGCCGCGGCCGCCGCGGCCGCGACCGUCGUCAUCGCCGACCGGGGAGGCAAGGGCCCUGAGGUCGACGGCAAGAAGCAGUCGUGCCCCAAAGGUAAAGAACCGCGGGUGGAGAAGAAGGAGAGCAAGUGCCCGACCCCUGGUUGUGACGGCACGGGUCACGUGACCGGGCUGUACCCGCACCACCGCAGCCUGUCGGGCUGCCCCCGCAAGGACCGCGUUCCCCCCGAGAUCCUGGCCAUGCACGAGAGCACCCUCAAGUGCCCCACGCCGGGGUGCACCGGCAAGGGCCACGUCAACAGCAACCGGAACUCACACCGCAGCCUGUCCGGGUGUCCCAUCGCGGCAGCGAGGAAGUUGAACAAGACCCAGGAGAGGCAUUCCAACGGGGACCCCCCAAAGAGUCUCAGCCCCACGGCCUCAGACCGUGUGCUCCGCACGUGGAGCGAAACGUUGGACUUCGCGCCGAACAACACGCGGUACGAGCCGAAAACACAUCGGAGAGCAAUGCCCAUGUGCUUCGUGAAGCAACUGGAGAUCCCCGAGUACGGCCAGAAGCCCAACGUGUCGCCCACGACGCCGCGCUCCAACCUGGCGCGCGAGCUCGAGAAGUACUCGCGGCCCGGCUACGACUCCCCGUCGGGCUGCGACGCGUACAAGCACGCCGCCGCCGCCUUCAAGCACGCGGACGGCAGCGUCGUCGUCGCCGCCGCCGCCGCCUCCUCGGUGCACAAGGGGGACCCCAAGGCACCCGGGAAGAGCUUCCGCAAGAGCGGCAGCCCCAUGGGGAGCUACCCGAGCAGCCCGAGCCACCAGAGCUCCUACGACCUGACGCAGGACGCCGAGGCGGCUCACAUCGCCGCCACCGCCAUCCUCAACCUGUCGACGCGGUGCCGGGAAGCCACGCAGAGCCUGGCGCUGCAGCGCGGCGCUCUCACGAGCGGCGUGGCGGUGGAGGUGGACGAGAACGGCACGCUGGACCUGAGUAUGAAGAAGCGCGUCGGCGCCGAGACGUCGAGCGGCGCGAGCAGUCCGGCGCCGCCCGGAGACCAGCAGCAGGGGUACGGCGCCCGGGGGGAGGUCCCCCCCGACCCGUCCCCCCGCCCCCCCACCACAGAGGCCGAAGCCCAGCCCCCGUGGGACUCUCCGCUCGACUACACCAAGUGCCGGGGCGGCGGGGACGACGAGCGGGACGACGCCGCGCCCGCCGAGGAGGAGGAUGCAAUGGUGAUCGCCGAGGAGCUGGUGGAGGAGCGGCGUUACCCCGGCGACGUCACCACGCCCAGCCCCAAGGCCAAGUGCGGCCUAGCCAAGGAGGCGCGCAAGGAGCUACUGGCUAGCUGCCCAACUCCCGGCUGUGAUGGCAGUGGUCAUGUGACCGGCAACUAUGCCUCACAUCGGAGUCUGUCGGGCUGCCCUCUGGCGGACAAGAGCAUUAGAAAUAUGAUGGCCUCCAGCACGCAGGAGCUCAAGUGUCCCACGCCGGGCUGCGAUGGCUCGGGGCACAUCACGGGCAACUACACUUCGCACAGAAGCCUGUCGGGUUGCCCACGUGCCAAGAAAAGUGGCAUCAAGGUGGUGCCAAUCAAGGAAGACAAGGAGGACCAGGAGAGCAUCAGGUACAGAAGCAAGAGCCUUCUCUUCUCAGUACCUGAAGUGAUCGGUCGUCCGGACUUCAGGUGUCCCGUGCCGGGCUGUGCGGGCCAGGGCCACGUGACGGGGAAGUACACGUCGCACCGCAGCGCGUCGGGCUGCCCGCUGGCGGCAAGGCGUCAGCGUGAGGGCUCGCUGCCCAGCCUGCCCUUCUCCUGGAAGGGCAGCAAGGUGGAGGGGGCGCAGUGCCCCACGCCGGGCUGCGACGGCUCGGGCCACGCCAGCGGCACCUUCCUCUCGCACCGCAGCCUCUCGGGGUGCCCCAGAGCCACCUCGGCCAUGAAGCGAGCGAAGCUGUCCGGGGAGGAGAUGAUGACCAUCAAGCUGCGGGCAAGCAACGCAGGCGUGGAAAACGACGAGGAAAUCCGGCAACUGGACGAGGAGAUCAAGGAGCUGAACGAGUCCAACUCGCAGAUGGAGGCCGACAUGAUUCGACUCAAGACACAGGUGGGGGACGCGGACCCGAGCUCAGGAGGAGACGAUCACUCUCAGAUCACGAGCAUGGAGAACAGCCUCCAGACGAUGGAGCAGGAGAACCGCGUCAUCGAGCAGCAGAACGAGGCUCUCCUCCAGGAGCUGAGCAGCCUGAGCCAGGCCCUCAUCUGCAGCCUCUCCAACGUGCAGCUGCCCCACAUGGGUCCGAUCAACGAGCAGAACUUUGACGCGUACGUCACCAAGCUGACGGACAUGUACAGCAACCAGGACCACUACCAGAGUCCCGAGCAGAAGGCCCUGCUGGACACCAUCCGCCAGGCUGUCAAGGGCAUCCAGGUGUGAGGGGCGGGGUGCCUCUCACGGCCGCCCCUCUGCCGUGGCAGCCGCAGCGCGCCGUCCACGCUGAGUUGCCGGGGUAGCGGGGUGCCCGAGCUCCUCUCCGUCGACACCGUGGCAGCGCCGAGGGUGCAUUGAAGUCUCGACCGACCGGCCGAGGGAAGGGACCUUGGACCAACUCCUUCCCGCCACCCCCCCACCCCCCACCUGUUCCGACGAUGAGGUUUCAUUUCCACCACCUCCUGCAGCAGCCGAGGUUUCUCAACCGCCUCUCGCAAAGGUUCUAGUUCACCGCCAGAAAAAACGAAAAGAGUUAAAAUGUCAAAUAUUUUCGCGACGAAGCAAGGUAGACGUGUUAACGGAAUGGACGGAUCUCGGUUUAACGUCUGCGGAGAGAACGGCGCAAAGGGGUGGUUUUUUGGUUUGCGAAAUAUUCGACUGUGUUUGCCGCUGUGUUAGGCGUUGGACGAAUCACUUUGUUGAGUGCCGUGCCAUGACGCGGCAGAGGAUCGGCUCCGGCCACUUUGCUGGCGGCGGCGGCGGCGUCGGCGUCAGUGGUGGCGGUGGUGGCGGCGCCGCUUGUCGGAGGGGAAACGUUUUUGGGAAGGGGUCCUGUCGUAGUGUUCGAGAGAGAAAAAAAAUUCGCUCAAAGAAUCAUGUUCUGUUUUAAACAAACAAAAAUGUUUUACCAACUUAACAUUGUCGUAGGUAUUUAAGAAUUUUCAGUAAGUGUUGGUGUCUUAAGAAAGUGAAAAAAUGUAGAAGUUAGACAUAGAUUUCAUAAAAUAAUACACAAUUCUAUUAUCUCCCAUAAUACACUUGACCAUGAGCAGCAUUUUGACAAUCCAUUGCAGACAAAGACAAUUGCUGUUUCACCGAGCCUGUGGGCUGAGUAUAUUCCGUUAUGGAAAAGUAAAACAAGCGCUAUAAUCAAUGCAAACGUUAAUAUAAUCAUUCCGAUAGUAGCAAAAUGGAAAAAAAUGAUACAAUCAAACUGGAAAUUGUGGCUUUUACACGAACAUAUUUGGAUAAUAAUUUAUUCUAGUUGCGGAUUGUUUUCGUGAGUAUUUAUUUAUUUAUCUAUCGUUGCAGGCUUGAGCUCAGGAUGAUUUCAGCCGGGCGUUUCUAACGCGUCGAAAUGGCGCAGAUCGGUACGGAGAAACACGCGUCAGUACCUCCACCCCUGCCACUCUUCUCAAUUCACAUUUAACCCUGACGACGAACACGGGGCAUACGUUAGCUAGCAACGCAUAUUUACACAAAGUAGAACUUUUUGUACGUGGCCUCAAAGAACACACAGUUUAAGCGGGAAUACAGAUUGCGUCUAUGCACGUCGAAAUGUCUGGCACUAAAUCCACGCGUUUAUUUACAGGUGUGUGUGUGUGUGUGCGUGCGCGCACGUGUGCGUUGUGCGUGUGUAGUUUAUGUACAAUCUGCCAGCGGACCCCACCCAAGGGUUUUCAUGUCGCAAUCAGGUGAAGCAGCUGUGAGCAAAACGAGAGAAGAGAGAGAGGAAAAAUGCACAGCAAGGAGGAAGGCCUUGUGAAACUUUUCAGUACUGUAAUUUUAUCAUGCAACUUAAUAUAUAUAAAACAUAGUAUAUAUAAGGAAUGACAAAACUUAAAAAAUUCAAAAGGACGCAGAGAGUAGGAGAAAAAAAAUUACAUGGUUGCAUCUUUUUGCCGUAUUGAAAUUAUUUUUAAAUUAUUUUUAUGGUAUGAAGUGCUGGUAGCUUCCAUUUUGAGUUUUGCUACCAUUUAUAAGUAUUAACAGUAAUGUGAUGUUACAAAAGAAUAAUGGGUUUUAGCUUGAUCCCAAAAACCAAAACUUUUGUCUUAGUAUCAACAUUUGAAGAAAACAAUGCGGGUUUGUUGUGACACGGGAUUUGUGUUUGGGCUCGGGAUGGGUUCUUGAAUAAGAAGAAGAAACAUCACAAUGAACACUUUGCAAAUCAACUUUUACAUUUCACCAAUGCAUGAUAAGCCUUGUUACGCCAUUAUUAUUUUUUUUACACUGGAGUAUACUGUACUAGUAAUCGUAUUCUUCUCGCAAAAACCGUUGUGACAAAAAAAAGUGAAAAAAACUUUUAAAAAAUCGAACGAGCUAGAUGAGAAGCGUAGAGGGAGGGGGGGGGGGAGGAGGAGGAGGUCAAUGGAACGUGCCGCGCUCGUGGUCACCGCUUAGGCAGCCGCUCGCGCACAACAAAGUCGCGGAGUGCUUUUUUGUUUUGUUCGUCGCGCGCUCUGCAGUUGUCGCCGCUCUCUCCGAUUGGGGAAUUUUUUUAAUUCAGGGGGGGGCGGCGGCCGGGAGGGGGUCGUGCCCCCCCCCCCCCCCCCACCGGGCGCCGUCGGCGUCGUCGUCGUCAGACCGAGCGUGGCGCGGCACCCCGAGGAGAGCACGGCGGAGAGAGCGCGCUUGGCUUUUUGUUUUAGCUGCCCCCCCAUCCCCCACCCAACAUUGCUUGUGGCUGAAACCACGGCCCCCCUCAAACAGCCCGACAAGCUCCCCAUGCCUCCUCCCCCCCCCCGCUCUCCCCGCGAUAGCCACUCAGAACACUGAGCCUUCAAAAGCAUUUAUAAUUGUUAUUGUUGUCGUUGAUUUGUUUUACAAUGCAGUGUUUUAAAAAUAUAUAUUUAUUACUAUUUAUUGCUAAUAUUAUUGAAUAACUUAAAAGCGGAGAGUAAAUGUUCGUCGUUACUAUUUAUAGUUUUUUUUUCAGUGCUCUUUUUAAAAAAAAAGUUUUUUUUUAAUAUAAACAAAAAUUUGUACAAAUAGAAUUAUUUUUCUUUAAUUUUUUGUUGGCGACCGCCGAUCGUUUUAUUUUUUAUUUUUCGAAAUGCAGCAGGCGAACGUUGCAAUACAGGAGGCUGUCGGUGUUGAGCGCGCCUGAGAGGGCGCGCGCGUGCGUGUGUGUCAAGUGAAGUGGCCACCUUUGGAGCCCAAGCCUUGUGUGCUUACAGCUUUGCAAUCCAUGCAUGUUUCAUACGGAUACAAAGUAUAACCAUGAAUAAAGUUGCUUCUGAAAGGUG
Molecule: messenger RNA, 7473 nt
Organism: Lethenteron reissneri (Far Eastern brook lamprey)
Lineage: Eukaryota; Metazoa; Chordata; Hyperoartia; Petromyzontiformes; Petromyzontidae
Product: myelin transcription factor 1-like
Biological process (GO): regulation of transcription by RNA polymerase II
Cellular component (GO): nucleus
Molecular function (GO): zinc ion binding; DNA-binding transcription factor activity, RNA polymerase II-specific; RNA polymerase II cis-regulatory region sequence-specific DNA binding
Source: RefSeq, a predicted model, not a curated record